Xenopus tropicalis (tropical clawed frog) is the source of this 1379-nucleotide messenger RNA. RefSeq names its product gastrula zinc finger protein XlCGF26.1. NCBI's taxonomy places the organism in Eukaryota, Metazoa, Chordata, Amphibia, Anura, Pipidae. The coding region runs from base 6 to 1328 and encodes 440 amino acids. The record is from RefSeq and is a predicted model, not a curated record. Gene Ontology annotation, cellular component: nucleus. The transcript has 3 exons.
CAGAGAUGGAACCAAGGAGGUUAGAGGGGAAAUGGGAGAAUGAAGAGCCGGACACUGAGGAGCCUCUGCCCACAAUAAAGAGGGAAAUGGAUCCCGUUCCUGGGGCCGAUUUCCCUGAAGAGGAGCUGGAAAUAUUAGAGAUACAAAUCAAGGAAGAGGAACCUGACUCUGACCCUCUGACUCCAGAAGAAACCGAUUGCAGUUUGAGUGACGGAGAAAGCUGGGCCGAUACAGCCGGGGAGCCAAUACGCAGCCUCGGACUGUCGAGCGCAAGAUACAAAGAUUUCUCGCCCAACCGUAAAUCAUCGGGGUUUAUCUGCGAUACAUGUGGGAAAUGCCUAUCGGGGAACAGCCAUUUACUCACCCACCACUGUGUCCCAUCCGGGCCCAACUGCGUGGGGGAGAAACCAUACACCUGCGCGGAGUGCGGGAAACGCUUCUCCCAUAAGAGCGGUCUUCACAGCCACAGCCGAAUUCACACGGGAGAGAAACCAUUUACCUGCACACAAUGUGGGAAGCGUUUCUCUCAGAAGAGCAGCCUCCUCGUUCACGAGAGGAUUCACGCCGGGGUAAAACCCUUUGCCUGCACUGAAUGCGGGAGCUCGUUUUACGAUCAGAGCACCCUCCGCACACACCGGAAUAUCCACAAAGCGGAGAAACCAUUCACCUGCACGGAAUGUGGGGCGAGUUUUACUCACAAGAGCAGCCUUCACAGUCACAGCCGAAUUCACACGGGGGAGAAACCCUUCACUUGUGCCGAAUGUGGGAGAGGUUUCUCGCGGAAGACCAGCCUCCAGGUUCACAACCGGGUUCACACGGGGGAAAAUCCAUAUUGGUGUAAAGAAUGCGGCCAAGGGUUCUCUCACAAGAGCAGCCUCCUCAGCCACCAAACCAUUCACACCGGGGAAAACCCAUUCAUGUGCACAGAAUGCGGGAAAAGUUUCUCCCAGAUCGGCAGCCUUCACAUCCACCAGACGGUUCAUACAGGCUUAAAGCCUUUCACUUGCACGGAAUGUGGGAAAAGCUUCCAACUUAAAGACGCCCUUCACAGGCACCAGAGGAUUCACACGGGGGCAAAACCAUUCACCUGCACGGAAUGUGGGAAAAGCUUCUGUCAAAGUAGCAGCCUUCGUGUCCACGAGAAAACUCACACAGGGGAGAAACCAUUUGUAUGUACUGAGUGCAAUAAAAGGUUCAGCCACAAGCACAACCUCCGCCAGCACCAGAGAAUCCACACCGGGGAGAAACCAUUCAGCUGCACCGAAUGUGGCAAAAGCUUCACUCAAAAAAUCAGCCUUCAGGUCCACAAAAAAAUUCACAUACACUAGAAACUGCCUCCUUUCCCAGGCUGUGCAGGGGGGCGGCGGCACUGUAGGAUA